Molecule: messenger RNA, 1095 nt
Organism: Calidris pugnax (ruff)
Lineage: Eukaryota; Metazoa; Chordata; Aves; Charadriiformes; Scolopacidae
Gene: SCCPDH
Product: saccharopine dehydrogenase (putative)
Exons: 8
Biological process (GO): glycolipid biosynthetic process
Cellular component (GO): plasma membrane; mitochondrion; lipid droplet
Source: RefSeq, a predicted model, not a curated record
GGGCGCUGCCUGGCGCUGACCGGCAGUGCGGCGGCUCUUCUCCCCAUGGCGGCCGGCGGCGACGGAGGGGCCUGCGCGCCCCAGCGGCCCUACGAGCUGGUGGUGUUCGGGGCCUCGGGCUUCACCGGCCAGUUCGUAGUGGAGGAGGUGGCGCGGGCGGCGGCCGGUGGGGAGCUGCGCGGCGGCCUGCGCUGGGCCGUGGCCGGGCGGAGCCGGGAGAAGCUGCGGGCGGUGCUGGAGCGGGCGGCCGAGAGGCUGGGGAAAGCGGCGCUCGGGGCGGAGGUCGGCCUGCUGCUGUGCGAUGUGAGCGACGCGACCUCGCUGGCCACCAUGGCGAGGCAGACCCGGCUGGUGCUCAACUGCGUGGGCCCGUAUAGGUUCUUUGGAGAGCCUGUGGUGGAAGCUUGUGUUGAAAAUGGUGCAAGCUGCAUUGACAUCAGUGGAGAACCCCAGUUUCUGGAAGGAAUGUACCUGAAAUACAAUGAAAAAGCUGCAGAAAAGGGAGUGUACGUCAUUGGAAGCUGUGGCUUUGACUCAAUACCAGCGGACAUGGGAGUACUAUACACCAGAGACAAGUUGAAAGGUACCUUAACUGGUGUCGAAAGUUUCCUGACAGUGAAAUCUGGGCCUGAGGGUGCUUGUAUACAUGAUGGGACCUGGAAGUCAGCUGUUUAUGGCCUUGCGGAUCAAGACAACUUGAGGAAGCUUCGAAAAAAGAUAGGAUAUGCCCCUGUUCCAGUAGUUGGUGCAAAACUUAAAAGAAGAGGACUUCUGUUUUACAAUCAGGAAUUCAAAGAGUACUCCAUUCCAUUCAUGGGAUCUGAUGUUUCUGUUGUGAAACGGUCUCAGCGUUAUUUGCACACAGAGUUGCAGGAAACACCUGUGCAGUAUGGCGCUUAUGUAAACGUAGGUGGUCUUGGCUCUGUUAUCAAGCUGAUGUUUGCUGGCAUUUUAUUUCUUCUUCUUGUGAAGUUUAGCUUUGGAAGAAAACUUCUGAUAAAAGUAAGUGUUCAAAACACAAAAGAAUUAAGUGGACAUAUUUUUUCCCCUCUGCCUUACUGUUGGUCUUUUAAUUUGUCAUCUCUUUUUUUUUUU